AGGAUCAAAACGGAUAGCGCAACACGUUCCUCCAGAACUAUGGCUAACAAUUUGAUUCUGCUGUCCGCUAUGAAGACAUAUACGGGUAUCGAUCAAGAAACACUCAAGAAAUGUUUUACUGAGUUUACCAAAACUCGGAAAUACAUUUGUACUAUGCAUUUUGUGAAUGCGGCUCAAUAUAUACUGGACGAUGUAUUGAAGGCUGGUGGCACUCUUUCACAAGUAAAAAAUGGCAAUUUCAUUUUGAACGGGGUCCCAGUAUUUGUCUCGAAAAAAUUGAAUUCUGCAACAACAUCAUUUGCAGAUGAGGUCUUAAUCAGCAGCAAUGAUGUGAUAACUUUUGAAAAUUAUUAUAUGGAACGCUAUUGUGACAAUGGAUGCUGGAAUAUCCCCGAGGCACACCCAAAGAUCAAAAAAGAAAAGCAAACUCAUAUUAAAGAGGAGAAGACUCAUAUUGAGGCGAUAAUGUUGAUGGAGGAUAAAGCUGGCACUUCAGACGCAUCUAAUGACGCGAAUGAGACGACGAACGACUUUUUCAUUCCCGAAGAACAGGCUGAAUCGACAGCGGAUAGCGAAAAUCCAUUGGAGCUGAGCGAAACUGAUCCAUCACUGCUCAACAAAGUCUUCUCAGUACAGGGUAAAGACCUUCUCGAGCUAUUCCACCUGAGCCGAUGCGGAUGCGAAGACAAUAGUGCCGGACGAGUACGCCUAAUUGAAAAAGAUUCCGCUCCAGUCAUACUUUAUGUGUCCACGGGAAAAGAGCCAGAGGUGAAACGAUGGAAGGGGCAAGUAGGCAGUUGAGUUCUUCUCCAUUUGGCAUUUGAAUUUAUCGCUAUCUACGCUUUGUUUUUUUGCUUUUCUCAUUUUUCCACUCUAUCACGUACUUACAAUCAUGCUUGAAGUGUUUAUUUAAUUUCGAUAACUUAUAGAGAAGCUGUUGUCUUCACAUUGUUGAGCUCUUGCAAUAGUGUCACAGUUGCUGAAUGUUAUCUUGUCACUCUUCUAUCACGUGCCACUGAUUCUUCUCGGAGGUUUUUUGUCCAAAAUUCGCGAAGGUGCACUUUUCAUUGUGACCCGAAAAAUCGUUCUCAAAAAACAAGAAUUCCGGUAGGGUUGUCGUCAUAAUACAGUAUGAACUCCUGAUCGAGCUAUGAAUAUCAGCUAUCAUAGGCAUUUCCGGGAACAGUGGAGGUUAAUGGCAGAAAUGUUUUGUACAGAAAACGGCGUCUUUACUUUCCAAUGUGUGACGUUAUGUAUAAAGGCUAUUAC
Molecule: messenger RNA, 1269 nt
Organism: Cylicocyclus nassatus
Lineage: Eukaryota; Metazoa; Nematoda; Chromadorea; Rhabditida; Strongylidae
Source: the annotation of a GenBank genome assembly